GCCGCUCCCGAGGCCUGCCGACGCACCGCCACCCCGCCCGGCCAGUCCCGCAGGAGCUUAACAUUUAGCCACCUGGGUGAUUUGGAGGCCACUCUUGGAGGUGAGAGUUUGGAUCAUAUCAAAUGAUGGUCUGUCCAGGACUCUGCUCCCCGCCUUACUGCUGUGAUCUCUCAUCGUCAUCUCUUUCGCUGGGUCCAUAUGGAUGCACCCAGCCCCAGCACUAGUUGGGCCAUGCCUUGGAGACAGACUUGGAAGGGAGCACAUUCACAAACAUAAAUAAAAUACUCCUAGGUGUAUCCCGAUAGGGACAGCAGAAGAAUGGAAGAGGAUCAUAGGAUUGGGAAGUGGAGAGAGGCUAUGAGGUAAUUGCAGAAUUCCCCCCGAAAGAAAGGCCGAACACUGGAGUCUGUAUUGGAAUAGGUGGUGGCCCAAACCCAAUGCUCCAGAGCCCUUGGGUGAAAGUGGUGCGGUUGACUUGUCUGGACCAAGCCGUGGGAGGGACUCCUGGAAGAGAAAGUGCCUGCAGCUGCCACAGCUUCUAGGUUACUCACUAUGUCUUUGGUUAAUGCAACAAAGACAAUCAUUGAUGACGGUUUUCUCCGGGUAGUAUUUGAAGAAGGUAAGAAAUCCACCGACUGUAACAGAAGCCUAGGCUCUGGCGAUUACUCCAGGAUCUGUGACAAUUCGCAUCAAAGCACCAAUUACAGCAGAAGUUUAAGUUCUCAUGAUUACUCAGAAGACUUUCUCUCAGAAUAUUCAGAAGUCUCUGAUAAUGGCAAUGAUUUAAAGCAGUAUGAGAGCAAAGCAAAGGAGAAGAUAAAGAAAACUGUUCACAAAGUCUUCCAACCUAAAGGAGCCAAAGGAACUUCAUCUGAAAAGGUACAGAACUGGAAAAUGCCAUUAUUAAAUCCCCAAGUCAAUAUGAUUAGUAAAAGAAGAGAUGCCUUGACUCACCGCAUAAUGUCAGCAAGAUUACAUAAAAUUAAGGAACUGAAAAAUGAAAUUGCUGACGUCCAGCGAAGACUGGAAGCAACAGUCAUGGAAAACCAGCUGCUGAAACGGCUGCAAUUUAGGCACUUGAAAGCAAUUGGAAAAUAUGAAAAUUCACAAAACAAUUUACCCCAAAUUAUGGCAAAACAUCAAAACGAAGUAAAAAAUCUAAAGUUUCUUCUCCGAAAGUCUCAAGAGAAGGAACAAAAUUUGUCCAGAAAACUUAGAGAAGUUGACUUAGAGUUAUUGAAAACUAAAGACUCCUUGCAGUCCCUGCAGAAACUUUCAGAAAACACAAAUCUUGCCGAACGAGAGGAGCUUACACAAAGGUUGUCCAUCCUUACCGUAAAAAUGGAGACCAAUGAAAAAAGAAUUCAGGGCCUGGAAAAACAGCUGAAGUUAAACAGCAGUGCCUUUAGUCGUCAGUUGGCGGCUGAGAACAGAAAAACUGUAGCAGCCCGGACAGCUACCAGGAAUUUACAAAUGGAAAUAAAAUGCCUUCAACAAAAACUAAAGGAAAAAGAUCGAGAACUUGAUAUAAAAAAUAUAUAUACUAAUCGGAUUCUUCAAAAUUUUCAUGAAAGAGAUGGUCAACUAAAAGAUUCUACAGUAACUAAAUCAGGACAAGCUGACAAGGAAGGUUUUCCAUUAGUACAUCUGACAAAUCAAAAAAAGAAAGAAACGAAGGACAGUGCACCCCUGUCAACUAAGGGGAAAAAGACAACAGAAAGUUGCUCGCAAAAAGAAAAAGCAGUUGAAAUACGCUAUGAAGAAAAACAAAAUCUGGAAAAACAUCCCAUCAAUAAAUCACCCAAACAAGAGGAACUUAAAAGAAUACAAGAACCAGCUGUCUCCUGCAGCCCUGGAAGUGGCAGUUUUCUUAAGCUUGAACCCGCUCCCAGUUACGGUCCUGUGAGGACAAGUAUUCCAGAAGGUGAACAGUCGUCGAGCUCUUGGUCGUGCACCUGGAACGUGGGGCUCAUUGAGGGCAUUCCGAAGGUUCAGGAUGUCCCAGAAUUACCAAAGGGAGACAGACACCCCAGGGCAAUGCAUACGCCCCCGGAGAAGGUUGCAGAGCAAAUAGAGACAAAGGAGGAGCAAGAAGAGAAAGUUGGCUUCUCGGGUGAAGACCUGGAAAAACUGGCAAAAAGAGAGCAGGUUCCACAUGUAAUUACUCCCGAAAAGGAUAGUCAAGAGCAAGAUGUAGCGGGAAAAAAGGAAACGAGCAGCAUUCACCUAAAAGACGCCGGCGAGGUGCCCAGUAAACACAGUCUUAAAAGGAGCAGAAUACCCAUUAAACAAAGAAAAUAUUAUUCAUUCACAGAAGCCAUUGAAAAUCUGCACCAAGGCCUGCCUGCUUCUGGGGUAACAUCAACCACAACCUCCACCCGCAACAGUCGCGGCCCAAAGAAGUCAGACGAGCUGGCCGAGCUGAAGUUAGAAAGUUCAGAGGGUGGCUAUGUGCCUUCGUUUGGCAAAACUUCCAAACCGAAGCAACAACAGAACCCAGAAGAGAAGUGUGGAAACUGUAUUGCCGCAACUUUCAAGGACAGGAAAAGCAGCCUUAUGGAAGAACUCUUUGGGUCAGGCUGUGUCUUCAAAAGCACUCUUUCAAAUCCUGUUAUUCAAGGAUCUAAUAAAGAGAAAAAAACUCUGGGAAACGAAGGUAUGCACAAUCCACAUUCAAGUCAGGCUACCGCCACUCUUAAUUUUGGGGAUUCUAAACUAAAUUCGGUAAAAUCUUUAAAAUCGCCUUCACCUUCAGAAGGAAAAGGAAAAUUAAUGAUUUAAAUAUAAUUACUCUCUCAGAGCA
Molecule: messenger RNA, 2803 nt
Organism: Ornithorhynchus anatinus (platypus)
Lineage: Eukaryota; Metazoa; Chordata; Mammalia; Monotremata; Ornithorhynchidae
Gene: LCA5L
Product: lebercilin LCA5 like
Exons: 13
Coding region: 553-2781 (742 amino acids)
Biological process (GO): intraciliary transport
Cellular component (GO): axoneme
Source: RefSeq, a predicted model, not a curated record